AUGGCUAGAAUGGACGUCGAAAAGACAAUCAGAGACCUCAAACCUCUCAUUGGGCAAGUAGUCCCCAUUCGGACUAUGCAAGAGACAAGGCCCCUAGAAGAAUUCGGUGAUGCCUUUGUCGCCGAAGUCAAUGUGAAGUCUGCAUCCAAAGUGAUCAAGGCUCUCGACGCAGCUUUCCCCAAAGACCCUUCCCUUCCGUUAUCCCACCUCCGUCGCUUUGCCAAAAGAGAAAUACUCCCGCCGCCGCUGAGGGCAGCGAUUGAAAGCCAGAGUGCUCCUCUGGCGGCCCCAGCACAAACCAUCUUCGUUCUCAUAUCACCACCGUUGCCUGAUCUCACCACACUCAAGACUCUGCUCGCUCCAUUUGCGCCGGCCGCUACAAAUGAAACGUUAGACGAAACCUCAAACUCCGAUUCUCCAGCCCCCACUAUUAAUCUUCAUUCCACCACAAUCCCCCUUUGCCCCCCCUUCAAUAUAACUCAAGCCGAAGCAUGGACCAAGUCUCUUUGGCCAGUUGUAUUCAACCCAGCCGCACCCCGCUCAACUGUCGCGCCGCCCCCUCAAACCUUAAAACGCACACAGGAAUCUAUUGAGCCACGGGCAGGUUACUACAUAUCCCUAGCUCGCAAAGUAGCAGAGGAAGCAGAACAAUCUGGGCUAGGCCGCGGCGUAGGCGCAGUGAUUGUCGACCCCGCCAUCGAAGAAGAAAUAACUGCGGCAGGCUAUGAGGUCGGGUAUGAUAAUACAACAGAAUGGGACGAAGCAGUCCUCGCAGUUGCCGGUGAUGCGCGGUACUCCCGCUCCGAGGCGGGCGCGCCAUCCCAGGCCCAGCUCCACGCCGGCAUAGUGCCGAACCCAGCGAGCAAGACAUACAACGCAGAUGUCGAGGGCGGGCCUGAACUACACGCGCUGAUGCGUGCUGUUGAUAUAGUUGCUCGCUGGCGCCGAGAACAUGAUCCUCUCGACGACGUGCCUGCAUCAACGGCUACUGCAGAUCCAUUGAGGCCAGAACUAGAACAGCCAGAACUAAGCGCCUUAGAAUCAUACUUUUUGUACCGCCAUCGUCCUGAUACAUUCACCAACAUCCCAAACUCGUCUCACUCACCAUCCUCCCCAUUGAAGAGGAAGCACGAGGUCCCUAACCCUGAAUCUGACUUGGCUAUCGAUCCCUCUACAGACCCUUCCCAAUCUCAGCUCCCCUAUCCACCUCUCCCGGCUCCUCCCCCAUCUACCGUGAUACUUGGAGACUCUUCUGCACUGGCUACAACACCCGCCGGUCCGCGCAUUCGCACCCGCUCGCAGGGUGGCUACCUUUGCACAGAUUUGGACGUCUACAUUUCCCAUGAGCCGUGUCUGUGCUGCUCUAUGGGCAUGCUUCUCUCCCGGUUCCGGUCUGUCACCUUCCCCAGACGUGGGAGAUUGGAGACUGGUGGCCUGUCUUCUGAGCCGGUUGUUACUCCUGUGGCCGAUGAGCUUGAUCCAACCGUAGAAGCACCAGCUUCUGCAGUUGAUGGACAGGAUGAGAAAGAGUACUAUGGGCUGCAUUGGAGGAAGGAGUUGAACUGGAGGGCCCUUGGGUUUGAGUUUGUGGAGGAUGAUGAUGUGGAAGUGAAAAGCGAGGCUGGAAUGCCUGUCUUCCAUGCUUGA
Penicillium vulpinum is the source of this 1647-nucleotide messenger RNA. Its product is annotated as putative tRNA-specific adenosine-34 deaminase subunit Tad3. Lineage: Eukaryota; Fungi; Ascomycota; Eurotiomycetes; Eurotiales; Aspergillaceae. The record is from RefSeq and is a predicted model, not a curated record. Bases 1 to 1647 code for a protein of 548 amino acids. Gene Ontology annotation, molecular function: catalytic activity. The transcript is spliced from 3 exons.